This is a messenger RNA of Halichondria panicea, 3839 nucleotides long. RefSeq names its product inactive tyrosine-protein kinase 7-like. The record is from RefSeq and is a predicted model, not a curated record. Gene Ontology annotation, molecular function: ATP binding; transmembrane receptor protein tyrosine kinase activity. The transcript is spliced from 13 exons. Gene Ontology annotation, biological process: multicellular organism development; protein phosphorylation; positive regulation of neuron projection development. Gene Ontology annotation, cellular component: signaling receptor complex; plasma membrane. NCBI's taxonomy places the organism in Eukaryota, Metazoa, Porifera, Demospongiae, Suberitida, Halichondriidae. The coding region runs from base 168 to 3629 and encodes 1153 amino acids.
UAGCUAUGAAUGUUAUUAUCACAAACCACAAGCUUGUCGAAUUGUCACCAUUGUACAGCUUUAUAUAUACUUGUAGCCAGCUUUAUAGCCAGCUAGCUAGCUAGAGCGGUAUAUAACACGGACGCCAUUGCCUGUAGAGUGCAUGUCAAGUGGAGACAUCAGGAAUAAUGUUGUGUCCAGAGCUGCUCCUCACUGCCCUGGCUGUGGUGUGUGUAAUGUCAGGAGGUAGCUGUCAGUUCACCACCAUGCCACCCAACCCAACUAUCGUUAAUGAAGGGGACUCUGUUACACUGCAAUGCGUCUACACCAACGCCACCGCUAUAUCUUGGCGUAGAGACAAUGUUGCCAUAAAGACCGGCUCUGGUUAUAUAGUGACAGUGGGUGGGCCAUCCCAAUCUAACCUCACCAUCCAAUCAGCUGAUCGAAUGACCCACAACGCCACCUUCUCCUGCGUGGCCACUCUGACAGAUAACACCACUCAGAGCUUUGACCUACAGCUGUUAGUGUAUUAUAUAGAUCAAACGGUGGGCCUGUCCUUAUCUCUGGAUUCAUGUUCAGGGAGUACCGUGUAUAAUGGGUCCACAGUCACCCUCUCAUGUUCCCCUGAUGCCUUCCCACCGCCCUCCUCUAUCUCCUGGCUACUCAAUGAGAACGCAGUGGUGGAGGGAUCAAACAUUGGCAUCAGUCAAGAUAGGCUUGUCCUCACGAUAACGAGUAUCUAUGGCAACCAGUCCGGCCAAUGGGUGUGCAGGGCAGAGAACAGUGUGGGAACUGCUGAAGGCUUGGUUGAGCUGGCAGUUAGAGUGCUGGUGACGAGGAGUGCUAUUAUUGAGCAUGGCUCAAGGGCAGAGAGCACCAACACAUACCUAGUCAAGAGAGGGGGGAUGGCUGAGCUCAACUGUGUCUUCACACCACCUCUCUUUGGAGACAAUCAGUUUGUUGCUCUGAGUGUGGAUGGCUCUGGUAUAGUAUCAGGGAAUCUUGGCUACAGAGUGACAGUGCUCCAGUGUAGUGUCCUCCUCAGAGUGGACCCAGUACAGGACAUACAUGAGGGGACAUAUCGCUGCAGACACACCAUCUUGGGUGUCACCUCUCAAGCCGUACAACUCACCAUAGCAACUAUUCGCCAGAGCUACAACGUGACCAUGUCUCCCCUCUCCCCUCUGGGGGUUGGACAGAGCGUGACCUUCACUUGUACCCCCGAGGGCUCUCCUGGCAAUGUCAUGGAGCGUCUCUCCUGGCGCUUCAUGAGUAACCAAACUGGAAUGUCUGGCACAGUGUCCAUGGUGGACCCUCGGGUCAGUAUAGAGGAUGGUGGGCGGAGGCUAGUCAUUACAGACCUCACUGUUGACUACAGUGGGGUGUGGUCUUGUGUCGCCUCUAACUCUUUGACCUCUGAUGUUAUCAACAGUCUGCCACUGACCGUGGAAGCUCCGCCCCCCACGAGUGUGCAGCCUGACUUCAAUAUUGUUAAACUCGGCACCCCCCACACUCUAAUCUGUCAGGUGAUCUCUACACGAACCAUUGCCUUCUCUUGGAUUGUAGGGGGUGUGGCCUACGAGGAGACGAGUGGCCGUAUCAUCAUCUCCAACACCCCCACCACCUCCACACUCACACUUCGCACACUAGAGGAGGGUGACCUUGGCAAUGUAACGUGUGUAGCUACUGACCCCGUACACCGUCCUGUCAGUUUCUCUGCUGUAUUGCAAGAGAGCCCUUUGUUCUAUAUAUACGGCGCCAGUGAGCGUAGGAACUUCACACUACAAGUGGACAGUCCCUUCAGACUUGACUGUGGUGUAAGGGGCGGGCCCGCUACCGUGAGAUGGUUCAAAGGUCGCCAAGAAGUACCAGCACAAGGCGACGGGUUACAAGUACAGUUAUUAUCCAAUGGGACGUCAUCGUUGCGACGGGAAACCACGCUACGAGAGGAUCAUGGCAGUGACUACCUGUGCAAGGCAGAGAGGUCAGGGGUCGACUCGUCGCUGACUCAACGGUUUAACAUAUUUAUCUUUGUUCCCGGGAUGAUAGUGAGUGCCCCGCCCCCGGAGAGUGUGGCUGUGUUGGGAAGUCGCUAUCAAUUAGACUGUUCGGCUACCGGUCAGCCGGAACCACUCAUCACCUGGCGCUUUAGGGGCUCCCCCAUCCGUGACCUCCGGAGCAGCUCUCUGACUGACUAUGGUAAUGGCAGUCUGGUGUUUCAUCCCGUCAACAAGAGUCACGAGGGCACGUACGUGUGUUCCAUUGAAGCUCCCUCGUUCCUGGUGGAGACUACCAUAUUAACAGUGGAAGAUCCCCAACCAACCAUGCUGUCAGGAGUGGAGAUAGCUCUGUGUGUGGUCAUCGUUGUCAUAGCAGCUAUCAUAUUGAUAGUGUCGGCUGUCAUGGCUAUAGUCUGCUCAUUCCAGCAUUACCAACGUUCCAAGUCCACUGGCCAUUUCGAGGAUCGACACGACUCGCCCCAGGGCAUGUUUGAUCGUCAACCCUCCCUAAGAGAUAAAGACAACAGUGGUAUCUUGAGAGGGCCUUCUAAUGACAUCCUGGAUACGCUACAAAAGUCCCCUCAUUACGGUGGUGCUAGCACUUAUUCUAUUAAUCCCAGUACUGGAUUUCAACUGGACAUGUAUAGUCGAACCUCUCAUAACUCCACCCCCCUCCACGGGACGGCUACCUCCACUCCCCUCCACGGUACAGUGGCCUCAACCAGUCUGUUCAGCUCAGAGGAUCCAACAUCAGUCACUGGGCCUCUGCCCAACUACCCAAGGUCCAAUCUCGAGCUUAGCGAUGUGAUGGGAGAGGGGGAGUUUGGUCCGGUUGUGUUGGGUGUGGCCAACCACAUAGUCCCCACCCAUGACAAGACUCUAGUGGCUGUCAAGGUGUUGGUCUCCCAGGGAGAUGAGGAGACCUUGCGUCCUGAGGUAGCACUCAUGGACUUUGCUAAUCAGAUGAAGCUCUCUUAUACCAACAUAGCCUCCAUAUUGGGUAUCUGCAGCGAUGGAGAACCCUACUAUGUCAUCUACGAGUACCUGGAUCAGGGUGAUCUGAAGAAGUUCUUACAAGGCUCUCAACCAGAGGAGGGGGAUCCACCCACCCUCACACCUGCUGACAUGCGUAAGAUGAUUCUGCAAGUGGCGGACGGCAUGGCCUACCUAUUCUCUCAGCGUAUCAUUCACGGUGACCUUGCUACGAGGAAUUGUCUAGUCUCCUCCACACUAGAGGUCAAGAUUGCCGACCUGGGCAUUGGGCACGACCUCUACAACCACGAUUACUACGACAACGGAGCACAGCUACUGCCGAUUCGUUGGAUGCCUCCGGAGCUAUUACAGGAACUGGAGGAGGGGCCCAACUUCUCCCUGCAUAGUGAUAUCUGGUCAUUUGGUGUGUUCUGUUGGGAGGUGUUUGCGUACUCACGAUUGCCUUACGAGACAUUUGAAGACAAUGAGAUCUUAUCUAUAGUGCCUGGAGGCUCUAGACUGCGUCGUCCCAGUCCCUCUUGUCCCCACUCUCUCUAUGACCUCAUGACGGAGUGCUGGAGUGAAAUACCAGAUAAUAGACCACAGUUUGCCAGAUUGUGUGUGGCCAUUGUAGAUCUAGACUUUGGUAGAGACACUCAGAAUGGUUAUAGUCAGUAGGUGAAUGUAUUAAUUACCAGUGGGAGGGUUCAUGUCAUAGUCUCUUAUCUCUUGAUCAUCGUGCAGACUUUAUACAUAAUUUCUUUGCACUCCAUUUCACUAGCCGCUCAGUAGUUUUGUGUGUGUGUGGGUCAUUUGGCCCGCACAUGACUUUUUAUUACGCUAAUUUUUAUACUGACUUUCAAGUUCAAUAAAUUCACUAAAACAAUA